AUUCAUGCUUCUGGUACACGCUUUAAUGUGGAAUGUGUUUGCGCAUGUGGGUCUCAGUACAUUCGUUGAACUGGUUUAGAUCUAUGUAAUAAAAAGUAAGCUCGAUAUAGAUUUGCGUUUGUGAAAAUAGUGAAAAAAUGUCUAUGUUUAUGGAUCUAAACAUCAUCAGCAGUAAUGAUAAAAACAGACUCAAAAGCAUCAUAGAGACAGCAGCUCACCUUGGCUACUCAACAGUCGCAAUCAACUACGUGGUUCAACCACAACAGAAGAAACAGGAAAUCCCUAAGCCACAGAGUGUGUCAGACAUAUUUGAUAAAUUUCCUAUAGUACAGGGCAAAUCUUCUCCCAUCAAAGUACUGAAUCGAUUGACCAUCAUAGUCUCUGAUGCAUCCCAUUUUAGACCAACUAUUGAAUACAAAAGCUUCGACCUCUUGGCAGUGUACCCAAAGACAGAGAAACUCUUUCAUGCAGCCUGCAUGAUGUUUGAUGUGGACAUUAUCUGCAUUGCGGUAGCUGAAAAACAGCCUUUCCAUUUUAAAAGGGCUCCAAUUAAUGGGGCUGUUGAAAGGGGCGUUUUCUUUGAGACAUGUUAUGCGGCAGCCAUCAGAGACUCCACUAUGAGGAGAUACACCAUUGCCAAUGCCAUCAGCCUAAUGGAAGCCUGUAAUGGAAAAAAUGUCAUCGUGUCCAGUGGAGCAGAAAAGCCGCUUGAGUUGAGGGGCCCCUAUGACAUUGCCAAUUUAGGGCUUGUGUUUAGCCUGUCAGAGGGAGAUGCCAAAGCUGCUGUUUCUACUAACUGUCGAUCUGUCUUGCUUCAUGGAGAGACGAGAGCCACUGCAUCUGGUGUUGUUUACACCAUGAAGAAACCAAAAACUCCCCAGAAGCAAGAAGAAGAGUCUCCGAUAUCUAAAAAGGCCAAAAUUGAAUUGGCAUAGCCAGUAUUGAUGUGUAUUCUUUUUUUUUUUCUUUUUUUUUUUAAAAUAGAAUUAUUAUUUCUUUUCUAUUUCUUUUUCCUCAAAAUCUGGCAAAAGAUGAUGCAGAUAUUUUAAAAAUGACAUUUAUAUCAAGCUUUAUAAUUGCAAACUAAAUUUACAGAUAACUUAAACGAGUACAAAAUAGUUCUUCACAUUAUGCAUUCUGUCAUAAUUUACCAUUUAGAAUAUCAAAAUCGUCUAUCAUUCAUGCUUAGACUUAGAAUCUGAAUCUGAAUUUUUUCAGGCAAUGCAUUUCCAUGUGAAGAGGAAGCUUUAUGUUCUAUUAAGUUUCUCUUUCCUUUCUGCCUUAUCUGAGCUUUAAUAAAAAGUUAAAGUAC
Messenger RNA from Puntigrus tetrazona (Sumatra barb), 1312 nucleotides. RefSeq names its product ribonuclease P/MRP 30 subunit (gene rpp30). The transcript has 11 exons. Gene Ontology annotation, biological process: translation; tRNA processing. The coding region runs from base 138 to 935 and encodes 265 amino acids. Gene Ontology annotation, cellular component: nucleolar ribonuclease P complex; ribosome. The record is from RefSeq and is a predicted model, not a curated record. Gene Ontology annotation, molecular function: RNA binding; structural constituent of ribosome. NCBI's taxonomy places the organism in Eukaryota, Metazoa, Chordata, Actinopteri, Cypriniformes, Cyprinidae.